AUGACCAAAGCUUUCCCAGAAAGUCUUCAAGUCGAUUUGUGUGCGCAAAUAAACGCUGAUAUUCAUGGAGAUCUCUUGAACGAAAAUGAAAAAGAAAUCAUUGCCUAUUUCUUGGAAGCAAAAAUAAAUGGCUAUCAAGUAGAUGCUUUCAAGGGAGAGUUCGAUAAUGGACAACGGGUUGAUAUUGUUGGACUCAAAGGUCCACAGAAGUUCAUUGUUGGCUCCGGAGUGUUGUCAGUGAGAAUCACAAGGAUUUCCGAGAACGCAACCAGUUAUCAUCAGUUGUUCACAACGGACGCAAACGUGACCGUCAUCUCCGAUAUCUCCGACCAAGAAAAUUAUGGCGCAAACCAUCCAUUUCCAAAGGCUGACUCCAAAAAAUACAUUCUCUAUCAAGCAGCUCCUUCAAUCGACGGCAACAACGGGAUGGAGUUGCUCUUUGAUGGAGAUUGCGAGCAUUUGUCCAUUUGGAAGGGAUUAGUUCAAAGUGAUUCCACUGAACUUUACGGGGGCACAGCGAACACAAUAUGUGGUGAGACAUAUGCUCGUGACGUGUUGCCGAGAUUCGUCUUCACGCAAUAUCUCACUGUGCAAACGCGAAGACCCAACAAUUGCACAAUCUAUUGGCUUCCCAAACAAUACGUUGCCGACAAUGAGUUGAUUGCAAUGUAUCCAGCUACAACGGGUGUUCUCACUUCACCCGAAUUCAAUGGGCCAUUAGAUCAGGACUAUUUGCUUGUCUAUAACUUUCAGAGAGAAAAUGGAGUGAAAAUGAUUUACUUCACGCUUUUCACGCCGAUCGUUGGUGAUUCAGAGUUGAUAUUCUAUGAGUACGAUAGCUCAAAAACAACUAAAUUCACAGAAAACGAUCAACGAUGUCAUUUUGAAAGCAAUGAGUCAAGCGUGCAGAUAAUUUAUAAAUGGUAUUGUAAAGAGUUACCCUGCGAGAGUGGGAUCGUUGUAAAG
Messenger RNA from Mesorhabditis belari, 966 nucleotides. The record is from the annotation of a GenBank genome assembly. NCBI's taxonomy places the organism in Eukaryota, Metazoa, Nematoda, Chromadorea, Rhabditida, Rhabditidae.